UUUUUAAAAUUUCAUAAUACAUGGGUUUGCAGUUUCAGGAAUUAGUGACCUUCAGGGAUGUGGUCAUAGACUUCUCUCAGCAGGAGUGGGAAUACCUGGACCCUGUUCAGAGGGACUUAUGCAGGGAAACUAUAGCCACCUGUCUCCCUGGCCUGGUUUCCCAUUCAGGACAUUCCACUUCUAAGCCAGAUGUGGUCAAGUUACUGGAGCAAGGAAAAGAGCCCUGGAUAAUUCUAAGGAAAAAAACAGGAAGACAAUACACAGCUCUGGAUUUACAAUGUGAAAUAAUUAACUAUGUAGAAAUGCCCUCUUAUGAGAAAGAUAUAUCUUCUACACGACUUCAGAGACUAUAUAGCAAGAAGAAACUCCAUGGAUUUAAGAAAUGCCAAAAAUUUAGUAGUAGCCCUCAAGGUUUCCUGCAUCGCAGGUUUUGUGCUGUGGAGAAACCCUGUGAAUGCAAAGAGUGUGGGAAGAACUUUCGUAGUGGCUACCAGCUUAUUCUCCAUCAACGACUCCACACUGGAGGGAAACCCUACGAAUGUAUAGAAUGUGGGAAGGCCUUUCAAAGUGGUUAUCAACUUUCCGUGCAUCAAAGACUUCACACUGGUGAGAAUAUAUACGAAUGUAGGGCGGGGAAAGCCUUCAUUUAUUCCUCACACAUUGUUCAACAUGAGAGGGUCCACACUGGCAGGAAGCCCUUCAAAUGUCAGGAUUGUGGGAAGGCCUUUAGUCAAGGUGGACACCUCAGGAUUCCUCAGAGAAUUCACACUGGUGAGAAACCCUAUCAGUGUAAGGAGUGUGGGAAGGCCUUUAGUUGGUGCUCAAACCUUGUUGAACACAGGCAGACUCAUACAAAUGAGAAGCCAUACAUGUGUGAGAAAUGUGGGAAGGCCUUUAAAAGAAGUCAUCAACUCAUUGUGCACCAGAGUGUCCACACUGGAAAAAAACCGCAUGAAUGUAAAGAAUGUGGGAAGGGCUACACCACUGCCUCAUACCUCAUUCUACACCAGAGAAUUCAUAAAGGUGGGGAACCAUAUGAAUGCAAAGAGUGCAAGAAAACCUUUACUGUGUAUCGGAAUCUUACUCGACAUCAAAUUCACACUGGUAAGAAAGUGUUUGAGUGCAGGCAAUGUGGGAAGACCUACAGUACUGGUUCAAAACUUUUUCAACAUCAGAAAACUCAUACUGGUGAGAAACCCUAUACGUGUAAGGAAUGCGGGAAGGCCUUUAGCUUGCACAGAUACCUCAGUCAACAUCAGAAAAUCCAUGUUGGCAUGAAGCGCUUUGAAUGUAAGGAGUGUAAGAAAACCUUCACUUUGUAUCGGAAUCUUACUCGACAUCAGACCAUUCACACUGGUAAGAAAGUGUUUGAGUGUCAGGAAUGUGGGAGGUCCUAUAGCACUGGCUCAAACCUUGUUCAACAUCCGAAAACUCACACUGGUGAGAAACCCUGUGAGUGUAAAGAAUGUGGAAAGACCUUUAGUUUGCAUGGAUAUCUCACCCAACAUCAGAAAACCCACAGUGGUGUAAAACCCUAUGAGUGUAAGAUAUGUAGGAAAACCUUUACUUUCUGCAGAAAUCUCACCCUACAUCAGAGUAUUCAUACUGACGAGAAACCUUUUGAAUGUAAAGAAUGUGGGAAGGCCUUCAGACGUAGUUCACACCUUACUGCACAUCACAGCAUUCAUGCUGAUAAAAAACCCUAUGAGUGUAAAGACUGUGGGAAGACCUUUAAGAUGUGUGGGUACCUUACACAACACCAGAAAAUCCAUACUGGCAGAAGACCUUAUGAUUGCAGGGAGUGUAGGAAGACCUUUAGUCGAGCUUCAAAUCUUGUGCAGCAGGAGAGAAUCCACACUGGUGAGAAGCCCUAUGUGUGCAAGCAGUAUGUGAAGUCCUUCAGAUAUUGUGCAGUCCUCAAAGCACAUAAAAGAGUCCACGCGAGCAUCAAAGUCCAAGAAUAGAAGGA
Messenger RNA from Castor canadensis (American beaver), 1969 nucleotides. NCBI's taxonomy places the organism in Eukaryota, Metazoa, Chordata, Mammalia, Rodentia, Castoridae. The record is from RefSeq and is a predicted model, not a curated record.